Cylicocyclus nassatus is the source of this 624-nucleotide messenger RNA. Lineage: Eukaryota; Metazoa; Nematoda; Chromadorea; Rhabditida; Strongylidae. The record is from the annotation of a GenBank genome assembly.
AUGCCUACAACAUCUUUUCUUCUAUUACUAGCGCUAUACUCGGUAAAGGCACUUCCCGCACCUACAUCCUGCAAUAAGUUUCAAUUUGAUUGUGAAACAACCAGUGAUUCAAAUCGAUGUAUCCCAUUGGAAUUUUUAUGUGAUGGCGUAAAGGACUGCAAAAAUGGCUUGGACGAAACCCGCUGCUCCUACCCGCGCAACAAUUGCGAACCAGGAGACUUCAUAUGCCGAUCGGGUGAAUGCGUUUCGGGAACGUUUAAAUGCGACGGGGAGGUGGAUUGCCUCGAAGGCGAAGAUGAGGGAAGUUGUGAUUAUUCUAACAGAACAACUACAUCAAUAAGGGAUUUCAGUGUGAUGAAAAACCGUUUUGAGUUCCAAAGUCACAAACUCAGCUCUUGUGGACCUGGUACGUUUCUGUGCGCCGACCAUGCGAAGUGCGUCUCGAUUGAUUGGGUUUGUGACGGCGAGAAGGAUUGUCCGGAUGGAAGCGAUGAAACAGGAUGCGAAUUGUCUGUAGAUGACUCUUUAGCUGAAAAUGUGACUGAACUAUUUGAGGCUGGAGAGCACAGGUCUAACGGGGGCUUUUUGAUGCUACAUAUUGCUCUCAUUCUCAAUCUUUCUUAG